AUGGAUUAUCCAAUCGGAUAUUAUUCCUACCAAAACCCAAACAACUAUAUCUACCAGGCCGUGCCAACAUCUGCAUUGGACCUCGAUGUCAAUCCACCCAGCCCAAUGGACCACAAUGCCAAUGCACUCUUUUUCCAACAACAACAACAACAUCACCAUCAUCAACAACAACAACAACUCCACCUUCAACAACAACAUAAUAAUAAUAAAUUGGCAAUUUAUCCAGCACAACCAACUUCGCCACCAACUCAACAUUCUAUGCAACAACAUUUUCCCAUCCAACAACAGUUGGCUUAUCAUCAACAAAUUCAAAGCAACAGAAAGAGACAAUUGGAGUCGCCAACCAUGAAUGGCGGGUCGUCGACAUCGUCGUCGCCAUACCUACAAACCAUAUAUUCACCCAUCCAAUACUCGCAAAAGCCACCCUCUGCCACGGCAGCCAACAAUGGUUUCCAACAGGCACCACUCUCCCCACAACCUUUACACGUCUCUCCCAACAGCCUCUCGUUUAUAGGAGUGCCAUCACAAAACUACCAGCCACCUUCUCCCCCAUCCGACCACAUGCUCGAUGAAGAUAUUGAAGACCAACUACGUGAGUAUUUGGCCCCCCUUUUUGUAAAGCACCUCGACCAAACCGCGCGAGACCACCUCGCCAAUCUUUUGGCCGAUUUCUUCAACGAAGAAAUGACACUCUCGGUCCUCUUUAACGAGCUCCGAGGUAUUGCCCUUGACGACCGUCCUCUUUUGCAGUACCUCAUCGAGAUCUUUAUCGUUGUCGACACCACCAACAAGAUGUACCCCUACCUAACAGAGAAUGGCGUCAACGAGCAAGAACUCAACAUUGACACUAAAAACAUCUCCAUGUUGUUUGACCCAGAAGGUGGAUUCUUUAAGAAGCGUGAUCGUUCUCGCAAGAGUGUUAGUCGCGGUCUCCGUAACCCUCCCAACAAGUGGACCAAAGAAGAGUCACAACGUCUCAUCCAGCUGGUACACGAAAGCGGCGACAAGCAGUGGAAAAAGAUUGCCCUCCAAAUAGGAGGUGGCAAGACUGGUGCCCAAUGCGCUCAACACUGGAAACGUGUCCUCUGUCCAGCCAUCCGCAAGGGAUCUUGGGAUGAAGAAGAAGAGGCAAAGCUCUUUGUAUUGGUCGAGAAACAUGGACAAAGUUGGAAAAAUGUUGCCCUAGAAAUUAGAACAAGAACCGAUAUUCAAUGUAGAUAUCAGUACUUUAAAUCAUGCAUGUCUCGUGAAGUACCAUGGUCUCCCAAAGAAGAUGAAUUGCUCCAAAAGAAAGUGAUAGAAUGCAAACAAGAAGGAAGAGAAAUCUCAUGGAUGGAUAUCUCAAAAUCAAUGGCUCGUGCUCGUCAAACUAAAAUCCCUCGUACUGCUCUAGAAUGUAAAUCUAGAUGGGAUUCAAUUGCUCUUUGUUCAAUUGUUGAAUAA
Messenger RNA from Cavenderia fasciculata, 1443 nucleotides. RefSeq names its product myb transcription factor (gene mybC). The record is from RefSeq and is a predicted model, not a curated record. Lineage: Eukaryota; Evosea; Eumycetozoa; Acytosteliales; Cavenderiaceae. The coding region runs from base 1 to 1443 and encodes 480 amino acids. The transcript has a single exon.